AUGGGCGACGAGAACAGCAACAACGAUGGGCGACGGGAAGUGAUAGGAACAGCAACAACGAUGGGCGAUGAGAAGCGACGGGAACAGCAGCAACGAUGGGCGACAGGAACAUUUGGAGAUAAAAAUGUAGGUGAUUUUAUUGAUGCUGCUGGUGAUGGAAAGAAUACAAUGAAAAAAGAGAAUGAGAAUAUUAUUCCAGAAGGUACUGGUGAUGUAAUGGCGAUAGAUGAUGAAAAUAUUGAUGAGGCAAAAAAAGAUGAUGAUGAUGGUGAUGAAGAAGCAGAAGAUGAUGGUAAUGAAGAUGAGAAAAAAGAUGAUGAUGAUGAUGAUGAUAAUGAUAAUGAUAAUGAGGGAGAUGAAAAUAAGAUGAUGAAGGAAUAA
Messenger RNA from Ricinus communis (castor bean), 381 nucleotides. Its product is annotated as pheromone-processing carboxypeptidase KEX1-like. The record is from RefSeq and is a predicted model, not a curated record. NCBI's taxonomy places the organism in Eukaryota, Viridiplantae, Streptophyta, Magnoliopsida, Malpighiales, Euphorbiaceae. The coding region runs from base 1 to 381 and encodes 126 amino acids. The transcript has 5 exons.